Molecule: messenger RNA, 126 nt
Organism: Entamoeba invadens IP1
Lineage: Eukaryota; Evosea; Mastigamoebida; Endamoebidae
Product: protein kinase, putative
Exons: 1
Source: RefSeq, a predicted model, not a curated record
GUGUAUUCAUUUGGUGUGACUAUGUACGAAAUUUUUGGGUGGUGUGAAGCAUAUCCAGUUAAACAGUUUAAAUUUCCGUGGAAAAUUGUUGAGUAUGUUAUAUCUGGAGAAAGACUACUUGUCUGA